Messenger RNA from Cottoperca gobio, 1293 nucleotides. RefSeq names its product mitochondrial ribosomal protein L13 (gene mrpl13). Gene Ontology annotation, biological process: translation; negative regulation of translation. Bases 122 to 661 code for a protein of 179 amino acids. Gene Ontology annotation, molecular function: mRNA binding; structural constituent of ribosome. The record is from RefSeq and is a predicted model, not a curated record. Lineage: Eukaryota; Metazoa; Chordata; Actinopteri; Perciformes; Bovichtidae. The transcript is spliced from 7 exons. Gene Ontology annotation, cellular component: mitochondrial large ribosomal subunit; ribosome.
AACCCGUAAUAUAGGAACAGUGAAGUCUCAAAUCUUGUUUGAACCGAGAGAAAAUACCAAACGGACCGCCACUCACGUUGAGGGUCAAAUGUUUUGAGGAUAUGCUGCAAGUUUAAUAAAAAUGUCAAGUUUCUCCAGAUCUGCCCAGCAAUGGGUGACCUUUGCUCGUUCCUGGUUCCUGAUUGAUGCCAGAAUGCAGCCUCCCGGGAAGGUUGCGACCAUGUGUGCUAUUAGAUUACAGGGGAAACACAAGCCUAUCUACCAUGCAUUGAGUGACUGUGGAGACCAUGUAGUAGUAAUGAACUCCAAACAAAUAGCUUUCUCUGGAAACAAAUGGGAGCAGAAAGUGUACUCAUCUCACUCAGGGUAUCCAGGUGGAUUCAAACAGGUCACAGCUGCUCAGCUGCACCAUAAAGACCCGAAAGCUAUUGUGAAGUUAGCGGUUUACGGCAUGCUGCCAAAGAAUCUGCACCGCCGCACCAUGAUGCAGAGGUUACACAUCUUUCCUGAUGACGAGCUGCCAGAAGACAUCCGAGCCAACCUGACAGAGGAGCUCCAGCAGCCCAGAGAAAUCCCCAGGAAACUCAACGAGUACACGCAGGAGGAGAUAGACGCCUUCCCCAGGCUGUGGACACCACCUGAAGACUACAAGAUGAAAUGAAAUCCAGGCUGCCCGACGUGACUAAAGCUGAAAAGGUUUUUGUUUUUUCAACCCUGAAAGCAUUCUCGAUUCCAUUUCUCGUUAGAUGCUUAAAAUAAAAGGACUUCUUUUAGAUGUUAUCUGUUUUAAAACACAAAACUGAUUUUCUCUGUUCAGAUGAAAUGUGUAGUUCCAGGAAGCAGAACUGGCUUUUGUUUAAAUCCAAAACUGGACUUUACUAAUAGACAAGUCAUAACUUAGAUGCCAACACACUCUGUGCUCCUCGAUACACAAUAAUACACCUCCGUCAGUCGCAUUGCUCUCGACAGCAGACCUGAAGCAUCCAGAAACUUUCCCCAUGUGGCUCAGCUCUGAUCAGAGAAAAUCAGAUUCUGUAGAUUUUUUUUGCACAAGUACACAACCAUGAAGCGAUCAUAUCUGACCCAAGAAAAAUGACAUCUGUUGUCCCGCCUUUGAAGGGUUGUGGGUUCACUGGGGAAUCCUGAGCUUUCUGUCUCGUCAGUGUGUUGUAAAAGCAUAAAUCAAUUCUGUUUAUGCGAGUUGUAUAUAAGCUAAUAAACAAUUUAAUAAACUGUGUUUUACAUGCGUGUUGUAAAAUCUGGUGAAAAGUUAAACGAAUGACCUGAAACACA